AAUUUCCUCCCUUCCUUUAUUCCCAACCCUCGCGCGUACACGUAUUUCAUAAUUUGCAUUUCGCGCAUGUAGCGUAUUAUUAUACACCUCUAUAACGUACGAGGUACGGUAGCUAAUUAGAAGUUAAAUUACUAUGACGGCUCCGCGGUGCACCAGCCGCACCAGCCGACAUCGACAGUGCCGACACCGUCCACUGCUCGUUGGAGGUUAGGUCCUCGGAUCGGGGUGAGGAGAAACGUUCGCGACUGUGGUUCGGCCUCACGCGAGCGCAUCCGUUUGUCAGCCGGGAUCUGACUGCAUGGGGAUUACGUGGUACCCGAAUAUUAUCUGAAACAUGGACUCGCCACCGAACCUGGAGACCGUUUACCAGGCCGUGUUCUCUUUAUAUAACAAUACAAAUCCGGCCGAGCCAGGAAAAGCGUCACUAUGGCUGGGAGAAUUGCAGAAAUCGGUAUUCGCAUGGAAAAUAGCAGAUGAGAUGUUACAUCAAAAACGAAACAUGGAAUCUUGUUAUUUUGCUGCACAAACAAUGCGCACCAAGAUCCAGCUCUCCUUCCAUGAGUUACCCCAAGAAGCUCACACUUCAUUGCGAGAUUCAUUAAUGGAACAUAUAUCGCAAAUCAAUGAACACACUAAUUCUGCCAUUGUUACUCAGUUAUGCCUAGCUCUAACAGAUCUGGCUCUACAAAUGUCCUCCUGGCAGAAACCAGUGAUAGAUUUAAUUAAUAGGUUUGGAGGAAACACCGCGCAUCUAUGGCCGCUACUUGAAAUAAUGACGGUAUUUCCAGAAGAAGUAAAUUCAAGAUCACUUAGGUUGGGUGCUAAUCAUAGACAGCAUAUAUUACAUGAACUCAAUACAAAUGCAGAUACCGUGACGGAAUUUCUGAAAAUGUGCCUAAAAAACAGCGGAGAUAAUUUACAAAUCCAAAUCACUAUUUUGCGAUGUUUUACCAGCUGGAUAACCGUUCAUGCAAUACCACUUAAAGCUGUACCCUCGAGCGAGGUAGUCGUUUAUGCUUUACAAGUACUCAGCAAUCAUAUGGCUGUUUCACAACUUCACGAAACGGCUACUGACUGCAUCUGCGUAAUUUUGCAAGUGUUAGGGGAAGAUAGCAAUACCAAUCGUGGUAGUGACAACGAAACGAGCGUGCAGUUGCAGCAAUUGCAAUUGUGUCUUUUCACAAGUGUAAUGAAUUUAGAACAACCAUAUCAUCUAUCUGUUGCGCACGAGGACAUGGAAAAAUCUAUAAGUUAUUGUCGAAUAUUCACGGAACUGGCCGAGACGUUUCUAGAUACUAUAGUGACAGGUAGCGGAGAUGGAAAGCAGCAUUAUGCCAUAAAAAUUUUAGAUCUUGUCCUUACAUGUGUUGGUCAUCAUGAUUAUGAGGUUGCACAGAUCACUUUUAACCUGUGGUAUCGACUAUCAGAAAUUCUUUACCAGAAAAAUAGCGAUGAUCUUAAUACCAUAUUCCGACCUCAUAUUGAGAGACUGAUUGGUGCCCUUUGCAGGCAUUGUCAAAUGGAACCAGAUCAUUUGGGUCUCGUGGAAGAAGGAGGAGGAGGAGAAGAGUUUGCUGACUUCCGAAAUCGCGUAUCGGAUUUGAUAAAAGAUGUGGUGUUCGUGGUCGGGAGUAGCCACUGUUUCCGACAAAUGUUUUCGUCAUUGACCGGAGGACCUGGCCCGCAAGGUCAAUCUGUACAUCCACCUACUUGGGACUCGAGCGAAGCUGCGCUUUUUAUAAUGCAGGCGGUGGCAAAAAAUAUUCUACCAGAAGAAAAUGACGUCGUUCCGAAAGUGGUGGAAGCUAUUCUUAAUUUGCCGGAAAACACUCAUAUAGCCGUACGCUAUACCAGUAUUCUCCUGUUAGGCGAACUAUGUGAGUGGGUAGAUAGGCAUCCGCAAUCAUUAGAACCAGUUUUAAAUUUUCUCUUAGACUGUUUAAAUCAAAAAGGUUUAGGAAGUGCCGCUUCGGGUGCAUUAUUAUGUAUAUGUUCAGCUUGUCAAGUGCAUAUGACAACGCACUUUUCUGGACUCUUGCAAAUAGCACGUUCUCUCGACAAUUUUGCUAUUAGUAAUGACGCAGCUAUUGGCCUACUAAAAGGGGUGUCGAUAAUUUUGGGGAGAUUACCACAGGAGGAAAUUGCUCCGGCAAUGAGAGAAUUGUGCUGCUUUCAAGCAAGUUCCCUGUGGGCACUUCUGGCGGAUGGAGUUCAAAUCGAGAGAGGAACAAAGACUGAUCCUGUGAUAUGGCUGGAUAGAUUAGCCGCUAUAUUUAAAUAUACUAAUCCUCAAAUCUUUGAUGACCCUCAUCCUUGUCAACCUGUAGUCACUGAAAUGUGGCCUGUAUUGUCAAAUGUAUGUGAAACAUAUCAACGAGACGUAAGAGUCAUAGAGAGAUGUUGCCGUUGCAUACGUUUUGCGGUGCGCUGUGUGGGCAAUCAGUCUGCCCAUUUGCUCGAACCAAUUGUGAAACAAAUUGUACCGUUGUACACGGUACAUAAACAUAGUUGCUUCUUGUAUCUUGGCUCUAUAUUGGUGGAUGAAUAUGCGACCGAGACGGAAUGUGUAUGGCAUCUGGUAAAUAUGUUACAAGCUUUCAUUGCCCCCACAUUCGCCCUUCUUGAACAAGAAGACGGUUUGAAAAAUCAUCCGGAUACGGUGGAUGACCUAUUCAGAUUGUGUGCCAGGUUUCUUCAAAGGGCUCCUAUUCCUUUAUUACAUUCUCCUGUAAUGGGGAGCAUUGUAGAUUGUGCUAUAAUGGCUUGCAGUUUGGAUCAUAGGGACGCCAAUAGUUCAGUAAUGAAAUUCUUUUAUGAUCUUAUACAUAGUGGUCGCACUUGUAAGGAGGAAUCAAACUACACGAUACGACGACAAUUGGUACAAAAUAUAUUGCAAGAAAAAGGUCAAACAUUAGUCAUAAAAUUACUACAUGCUUCGGUGUUUGAUCUGUCUUCUUACAUGCAGUCUGAUGUGGCGGAUGUCAUGAUAGAACUUAAACGAAGCGAUACAGACCUCCUGUCAAAAUGGCUGGAAGAAGCUAUCAAAACAAUGCCGUCGCAAAACGCAGGCGGAGCUCCUACAGCAACACCUGAGCAACUACUUGAAUUUCAUAGUGCAGUCACGAGGUCUGAACAUACGAGAAUCGUCGCAAAUGCUCUACGAGAUUUCGCGCGUCUGUAUCGCUAAUGCAUUUUAAUUGUAUAUUGAUUAUACUAAAUUCCUCAAAAAUUAUUCAUAAGAUCUUCCAGCAAGUUUCGAUUGUGACAUCUUGAAACAACAAAAUUUGCUAUGGUCUCGCUGUACAAAUAUAUUAGGAAAAAAAGUACCAACAUUUUUUUAUGUUCUUACUAUCUAUAGUUAUGUUUGCAAACUACACAUGUACAUGUAUAUGUAUAUGUAUGUAUUGUAUGUGGAUAAAGGUGACUUUUAUAAAUAAUGU
Messenger RNA from Temnothorax curvispinosus, 3440 nucleotides. RefSeq names its product transportin-3 (gene Tnpo-SR). NCBI's taxonomy places the organism in Eukaryota, Metazoa, Arthropoda, Insecta, Hymenoptera, Formicidae. Gene Ontology annotation, molecular function: small GTPase binding. Bases 335 to 3187 code for a protein of 950 amino acids. Gene Ontology annotation, biological process: protein import into nucleus. Gene Ontology annotation, cellular component: nuclear membrane; cytoplasm. The record is from RefSeq and is a predicted model, not a curated record. The transcript is spliced from 18 exons.